Gordionus sp. m RMFG-2023 is the source of this 9292-nucleotide messenger RNA. Its product is annotated as CREB-binding protein-like. Gene Ontology annotation, molecular function: protein binding; chromatin DNA binding; transcription coactivator activity. Gene Ontology annotation, biological process: positive regulation of transcription by RNA polymerase II. The transcript has 27 exons. The coding region runs from base 315 to 8216 and encodes 2633 amino acids. Lineage: Eukaryota; Metazoa; Nematomorpha; Gordioida; Chordodea; Parachordodidae. Gene Ontology annotation, cellular component: nucleus; histone acetyltransferase complex; transcription regulator complex. The record is from RefSeq and is a predicted model, not a curated record.
UUUAUAUAGAUUAUAUAAACUUUUUUUAAAAUUAUUUUCCCUUAGUAAUAUUCGAUAUUCUUUUGUUCUUACAUGUUAAAAAUAUUUUGAUUGCUUGGAAAAAAAUGUUAUAAAAAUGAUAUGGUAAGAUGAGUGCUAGUAAUUCAAACGACUCGUGGCUAUUCUCAUGUUACAUAUUCCAAAUCUCAAAAAUUCUCCAUAGAUAAAAGUAUUUUUCCAAUGAUUAAAAAUCCUCCUUAAAAUGAAAAAAAUUCUACCAUAGGGGAAAAUACUGCACACUUGAUAUUCAAAAAGUGUCCCAUAUCAGUUUUACAAUGGAAAUGGAUACUCUUGCUAAUAAACGGAGAAGAGUUUCGUCCCCAUAUGAAAAUCUUGAUUGGAAUAUUCUGAACCAUUUAGAGAAUGAUUUGCCAGAUGAAUUGAUGAAUUCAUCUAUUUCUACAUCAAGUUAUGGAGGGAAUAGUCUUAAAAUUGCUAAUGGGCCAAAUGCUAAUAUUGAAUCAGAUGCACAAAAAAAUCCUCAAUUAGCACAACUUUUAAACCAAUCUCCAUCAGCUUCAUCUUUCCAUAGCCCUCCUUUAACUUCAAUACCAGAUCCUCACGCUGUUCCAAAUCCUUAUAGUCGUCCUAAUGUUAAUUCUCACAAAAGUCCUUUGCAUGCAUCUUUACAUAAUUCCUUCUUUCCAGCUGCACCAAAAAAGAAUUUUUCUACAAUUAAUAGAAUGAAUAGUAAUAUGGUUAACAACAUUAAUAAUAAUAUGAACCAAAAUCAAUUAAUAUCAAAUUGCCAAAAUAAUCCUUACACAAUGUUAAAUGUUGAUCAAAAUUUACAGAAUAAUCAAUCCACAAAUGAUGUGUCUGGGAUUAAUAUAAAGAGUUCAUUUGCACUCACAUCUAUGAUACCUAGUAGUGCAAUAUAUCAACAAGUUCCUCCAAAUAUACAAAUUGUUAACACCUCUCCAAUAUCACUUCAACUACAGCAAACACAAAAAAUUAUGCAGCAUAUGGUGCAAAGCAAUCUUACAUUGAAUCAGGGCAAAAAUAUAAUGACAUCUAUGGUUUCGUCUGCACCAUCUACUCAGCAUGUUGCAGAUCCUGAGAAAAGAAAAUUGAUUCAGCAACAACUUGUUUUGCUGCUACAUGCACACAAAUGUCAAAAAAGAGAACAGUUUGCACCAAAUGGGGAGAUAAAACCAGCAUGUACACUCCCACACUGCAAAACCAUGAAAAAUGUAUUAAAUCAUAUGAUGACCUGUACUGCUGGAAAAACUUGCACAGUUCCUCAUUGUGCCUCCUCGCGACAGAUAAUACAACACUGGAAAAAUUGUACAAGAUUAGACUGCACUGUGUGUCUUCCCUUGAAAAGACCCUCUACUCAAACACUGAAUGCGACAUCUCAAAUACUAAACCAAACCUCAAACCUGAUCCCCAAUUCAGGGCAGAUCAACAGCUCACAGGAUUUACAAUUCAUCCCUUCCAUCAUUCAGACCUCUAAUUUCUCUCAGCUGGGCAUCACCAAUAUGAUCCCUCUGAAUGCCAACAAAACGUUAUUCAGCAGCAAUAAUAUGAGUAAUAUCAUGAACAACUCUCUGAACCGAGGUAUGCCACCUCCACCUUACCCACAUAAUUCUCAAGGACCCAUUACCCUUCAUACACAAACAGCCAUGCAAUCGAGCAACCUUAUGCAAAAUCCUCAUUUGGCCCAUUCGACGUUCAACAUAUCAGGGUCGGGAAUGACUUUUAACCAGCAAGACGCUGGAUCGGCAGUCACCUUGCUGAACCCUGGAUCACGUCUCUCCCUACCAUCCACUGGCUCAGGCUCCAAUUUUGCCCUCACUACCUCCGUUCAAUCUGUCAAGGGCAUCCAGCCUUGGCAUUCUCUAGUCACAGAAGAUUUGAGGCGUCAUCUUGUUCUUAAGCUUGUGCAAGCCAUAUUUCCCACCCCAGACCCUACAUCCCUACAGGAUAGAAGGAUGCAACACCUAGUUGCUUAUGCUAAAAAAGUGGAAGGAGACAUGUUUGAAAGUGCCACAAGCAGGGAAGAGUAUUAUCAUUUGCUGGCAGAAAAGAUCUACAAGAUCCAGAAAGAAUUAGAAGAAAAGCGGCACGAGAGGCAAAGACUCAAGGAAUCCCUCAUGCAACAGAAAAGCUUGCAAAAACAAUAUUCCACAGUCUCCGGCUUUCAACAAAAUCUUAUCAACAAACCUUCGCAAUUAAAUGUCACUUCCAUGCUCCAGGACAACAUCAGUGGUCAGGACAACGAGAUCUCCUUAUCCAAACUCCCAUCUUUACCUUCCGACUCCUCAGGAAUCUCAUCAACUGACCUCAUUGCUCAAUUAAGGUGUAAGAAACCUCCCCCCAACUUAACCAUCCCCAAACAAUUUCAGGGCCUUCCUUCGGCUCUUUCCUCCCUGCCCACUGGUCAAUACCACAAUAACAAUUCCAUGAUGAGCUGUAGUCAGCCACCUGAAAUGAUGCAGCAACAACAUGGCAAUAACAUCAACAUGGGCAAAACUAGUCCCUCUAUGUCCCUAUUGCAACACCAUCUGUCCAUGUCACACCAUCACACUACUUCUCUCUACUUUAACAACCCGCCCCUCAAUUUGUAUUCGAAUUCACAAAUUAAAGACAACUCGUCCCUUUCUGGUUAUGGGACUGAAAUCAAGAUGGAAAAUAAAAGCUUUUUUCAAUCCAACCAGUCCUCUACUAACUCCCUGUUCACCUCAACAAAUCCACCCUUUUUCCAAAUAAAGACCGAAAUCAAAGAGCCUUCGGAAACGGACUCAAUGUUCUCCCGUCAGCCAGGCUCCUUAGUCUCAUCCAUUAAAUCAGAAAACCCUCAACCACUCCCCCUCUUGCCUCCCGCUUGCUGCAAGAGUCCUAAGCUUUCGGCUAUGCUCAAUGGCAGCUUCUUUCGAACGCCUCAACCACUACCACCUGGCUCCACCCCUGCGAGUUAUGCUGCUCGCAAGGACAAAAGACUCGACCGAUGUUUUGAUGAGGUCAAGGAGGAGAUCAACCGCGACGACCAAGAUGAUAAUGACGAAGAUGACAAGGUGGGCAAGGUUAUUGAAAGUGUAGCAGCAGGAGUCGCCACAACUCCCUUGCCCCACGCUCCGAUUGCCCCAUCUUCAUUUGAGGCACCAUUGAUUGAUAACUCAAAUAUAAUAUCAGUGGCAGACACCACUGUCGAGCCCGCUUCGCCACUAAUGUCUAAGCAGACGUCUGCCUCAAUCCUCACCCCCAUCCCUUCAUCGGUCCUAACACCAGCCUCCUUAGGGGGUAGGUCUGUCAAAUCUCAGAUUACCCCCAAUGUCUCCAGUGCAACAACACUUAAACAGCCUUGCAAUCGAAAAAUCUUUCCACCAGAAGAAUUACGACAAUCAUUGAUGCCAACUCUCGAAAAAUUAUAUAGACAAGAUCCUGAAUCUAUCCCUUUCCGUCAACCAGUUGAUCCCACCAUGCUCCAAAUACCAGAUUAUUUUCAAAUCAUAAAAACGCCCAUGGACUUGUCCACCAUCAAGAAGAAGCUUGAUACAGGCCAAUACCGGGACCCCUGGCAAUACAUCGAAGAUAUUUACCUCAUGUUUAACAACGCCUACCUUUACAACCGUAAAACGUCCCGCGUUUACAAAUAUUGUACCAGGCUACAAGAAGUCUUUGAAGCUGACAUUGACCCUAUCAUGAAAUUGCUCGGUUUUUGUUGUGGCCACAAAUUCGUAUUUCAACCCCAAGUGCUCUGCUGUUAUGGCAAUAAGUUGUGCACUAUAGCUAGGGACAUGGCCUACAUGAGCUACAAAAACAAGUACGUUUAUUGCGAAAAAUGCUUCUCUGAAAUUCAAGGAGACACCGUAACCCUGGGUGACGACCCCACUCAACCUCAAACCACUAUCAAGAAAGAAGAGUUUGUUAAAGAAAAGAACGAUAAGCUGGAAACUGAACAGAUGAUCGAAUGUGCAGAAUGUGGAAGAUUGAUUCAUCAAAUUUGUGCCGUUUUCAUGGAACAAAUUUGGUCAAAUGGGUUCACUUGCGACACCUGUCACAAAUUAAAAUCAUCCCGGAGGAAAGAACACAAAUUUAUCUCCAAACGCUUACCGAAAUCUCGCCUGGGCACCUACCUAGAAAACAGAGUCAACACUUUCCUCAAGAAGAAGGAAGCCCCAGGUGCUGGGGAGGUCACCAUUCGUGUUUUGUCGAGUUCGGAGAAGGUGACAGAAGUCAAAUCCCUUAUGAGGGAACGAUAUUCAGAUACUGGGAGAUUCCCCAGCAGCUUCCCCUAUAAAUCAAAAGCCUUGUUCGCAUUUGAGGAGAUAGAUGGAGUCGACAUUUGCUUUUUCGGUAUGCACGUUCAAGAGUAUGGGUCGGACGCACCAGCUCCUAACACUAGACGCAUUUACAUCUCCUACCUGGACAGUGUCUACUUCUUUAGACCCAGCAGUUUUCGAACGGCAGUGUAUCACGAAAUAUUGAUUGGAUAUUUGGAUUAUUGCAAAAAAUUAGGUUAUACAAUGGCACACAUCUGGGCUUGUCCUCCCAGUGAAGGCGACGAUUACAUAUUCCAUUGCCAUCCUCCUGACCAAAAAAUACCCAAACCCAAACGACUUCAAGAAUGGUACAAGAAAAUGCUCGACAAAGGCAUAUUGGACCGUGUUGUUGUGGACUACAAAGACAUACUUAAACAAGCUAUGGAAGAUAAUUUGCAAAGCCCUACAGAUCUACCCUAUUUCGAAGGCGAUUUUUGGCCAAACGCACUUGAGGAGACCAUUAAGGAGAUAGAACAAGAAGAGGAAAACAAACGAAAACAGAUCGAAGCAGCUGCUGCAGCAGCAGCCGCCGCUCUUGCGGAAUCUUCCGUUAAUGAGGACGACCUUGAUAGUGAAGACUAUUUGGGUUUCUCAUCUUUGCAGGGAAAACUCGGCAAGAAGGGUAAAAAGAACAAGAAUAAGAAAUCAACGUUAAAGAACAAGGGGAACUCCCGAAAGAGCAAUAAGCGUGCCAUUUUCCCCCAGGUUUCGAAUGAUCUCUCCGCAAAAAUUUACGCCACCAUGGAGAAGCACAAAGAAGUAUUUUUUGUGGUGAGGCUCCAUUUGCCUGGUGAUGCGAACCACCUUGGGCCCAUCGUGGAUCCUGACCCUUAUACCAACUGCGAUCUGAUGGAUGGACGCGAUGCCUUUCUUUCCUUGGCCCGCGAGAAACAUUUGGAGUUUUCAUCGCGUCGUCGGGCUUUCUACUCGACCUUAGUGAUGCUGUAUGAGCUACACAACCAGGGACAAGACCGCUUUGUUUACACAUGCAACCAUUGCCGCAACCAGGUUGAAACGCGAUACCAUUGCACUGUAUGUGAUGAUUUCGACCUGUGUGUCACAUGCUACCAACAUCAGGGCCACACCCAUAAAAUGGAUAAACUUGGUUUCGAUCUAGACGAUGGAGGCAUAGGUUCGAGCGGAUCAUCCUCUUCAUCAUGCUCCCUAUUGCUAGGAAAUGGAAGCUCAGAUUCGGUCAAACGGGAGGCGGACUUAGCUGAGGCCCGUCAACAAUCCAUUCAGCGCUGUAUCCAGAACUUGGUUCACGCUUCACAGUGUAAGGAUGCCAACUGCCGCCUUUCUUCAUGUCAGAAGAUGAAGCGUGUUGUAGCACACACAAAAGGUUGCAAGAAGAAAGUUAACUCAGGAUGUCCUGUGUGCAAGCAGUUCAUCACACUAUGCUGCUUCCAUGCAAAGAACUGCCCAGAGCCUAAGUGUCCGGUCCCCUUCUGCAACAACAUAAAGCACAAGUUGGCCUUGCAAAAGAAACAGCAACGUUUGGCCCAAGAGCAACAUGCCUUGCGUCGCAUGGCAGCCAUGAACGCUGCCCAGGCCGCCCAAUCCAUCUCGUCAGUGUCUGGUAGUGUGCCCAUUACCCCAGGUCGACUCCCCCAGGGAUCAACUGGUGGUAAAGGUAAUUACUUAGGCUCUGGUGGGCCAUCAAUCCCAAUCGUUUUCAAUCAACAACAUCAGUUACAUUCUGCAACGGCUCCACUGGCUCCACCUCCCAUGGGUGCCCUCCAAGCUGCCCAGAAGAUUCAGCAAAUGGCUAUUCAACAACAACAACAAAACGCGGCUCAGCGCAAUGUGGUACUUGGGGCACCUUUUAACAACCCACCAGGCGGUCAUCAAUUGAUGAUGGGAAUUGGAAAAGGUAACAAAUUCGAAUCCAACUUAAACGCCCCCAAUAACGGCAUUCCAAAUCAGAUGGGGUUGUUAUAUGGCAACCAUAAUACAUCCUUUCUCAGCAGCAAUAACACCAUACAGGUUCCCACAAUCUUUAACAAUCAAAUGGGCAAUGACGGCUCUUUUGUUGCAACUCAUCACUCUCAAGGCGCAACAUCCAACAUUUCCAUUGGGUACAGUGUCACCGCCAAAAAUCCCGUAAAUUUGCAUUCCAAGCCCUUAUGGGAGUCCAACUAUGGAGCUCAAGGUGAUUCAAUCGACCCAUCCAUGGAUAGUGUCUUGAUACAACCCCAACAUCAACUUAAGCAACAAACUGCAAAUAUUAUGUCGCGUCACAAAUUACCAUUACCCCCACAUCAGCUAAUAACUAAUAUUAACAACAAUAAUGCUAACCCUCCUCCAAACUAUGACUUGUCGGUAGGCGAUCUUCAAUCUUUUCUUUCCUCAGCCAAUGCUGUAGCAUCUGACCCCUUUAACCCUAACAAUCAGAACUCACCCCAAAUGCUGCAUAACAAUGCUGGCAGCAAUAAUGUGCCAUUGCCACCUCAGCAACAGAGUUUAUCUAGACAGAACUUUAGUCAUGUGCUGGCAGCUGCGGCUGCUGCUAACUCUAACAAUCCAAAUUCUCAAAAGCUGAGCGCAAUACACCACCUUAUCAACACACUUAAGGCGUCACCCUCGCCUCAGCAGCAACAACAGGUCUUAACCAUACUCAAGAGCAAUCCCCAAAUCAUGGCUGCCUUCCUAAAAUCCAAAACACAGCAACAAGAGCAGCAGCAGCAGAUAGCUGCUGCCCUUCAGCACCAACAGCAGCAGCAAGCCUCCAUCUCAGGUGUGCAGUUGGAUGCCCACCCGCCCAAUGCAUCGUCCACCUUCCUCCAUCCCGUCAAUGCAAAGAUGGAGUGGAACAACAAUGGAAUGAUCGCCACUGGCUCAUCCAACUUUGAAGGUGGCUCUCCAGCUGAUUCUAAUUUACCAAUAUCUAACAUUGACAACACAAACGUUCGCCUUAAUUCGAAUCCCAACCAACAACCCUUCAUUUUAAGGGGUGCCCAUCCCUCUGGGCCACCACUCCUUCAAUCCAAUAAUCCUCUUAAUACCAUGAAUCCCGGAAGAGGUAGAAUGCUAAAUACACCACUCUCCUCCCACUUCAAUUACCUCCAGACCUCAUCAAACGGUGACGAAAACCACUCAUCCUUGCUGCAGCCACAUCCUCAGCACUUGCAGCAAAAUAUAGCGUCACAAAAUCACCCUCUGCUCCAGGCUAUGCAAUUUCAACACUCCAAUAAUACCAAUCAUCUUCAACAAAGCUCUGGCCCUAAUCUCAUCAACAAUAACCCCAUCAAAUUAGGAAACUUUAGCCUAAACCCCAAUUUCAAUGCCAAUAACAUGAACGGUUUGAACUCGAUGCUGCAGCAACAAUUCAGUUCCCGGAGCACUCAACAAAAUCCUAAUAACAAUAAUAACUCUUCUCCCCACUUGUCAACUUUUCAAAGAUUCAAUUCGCCCUCGAUGCUCAUUCAUAAUGUUAGUGGUGGGAAUAAGAACAGUCUAUCAGGCGACCACAAUAACAACAUGAAUCUUGUACACUCACCCCACAAUUCGGUCAAUGCCCCUCUUUCCAACAAAUUUGGCUUGGCAGCCAACCACCCAUCGCCUCAACAGCAGCAAGUCGUCAUGCAACAAAGAAACCCCACAUCGCAGCCACCCCCUUACAUAUCCGGGCCUCCUGGUUCCGCUCUCGCUCAACAACAUUCUCCUCACAGUGGACUUUUGCACGGGACAGCUCGGAAUAAAGCCACUCCCUCUCCUAGAGUUGCCUCAUACCCUUCAAUCUCCCUUCAACAACCUUCCUAUCAUCACCACUCCUCGCCUCACACCCACAAUCUAAUGGGCUAUGGUCUUGACAUACAAGGGGACAAAAGCAUAAAGCCACCAGGCAGUCUGAGCAAUAACAAUUCGAAUACUACCGGAAGUGAUCCACUUACACAUUUCGUAGAUAAAUAAUUGUUACAAAUUUUAUUGAUAAAAUUAUAUUUUUAUAACCGAAAAUGCCCAUAAUACUUUCCCCCUUUUUUAUUUAUUCAUAUUGGGAUAUUUAUAUUGUUUUGAUUGUUUUAAUCCCCCUGCCCAAUAUUUUAACCCCAAACGUGAUAAUAGUUUGAUUAGUUGCCUAUUUAAACAAAAAAUUAUACAUUUAUUGCCUCUUCCCUCUCCCAAAAAAUAUAAUAUAUUAUAAGAUAUAAAAUAAUAUUUAAUAUUUCUUUGUUUUCUUUUUUAUUACUGUUAAAUUAAAAUACAAAUUUACAACUUGAAACAAAAACUUAAAAAAUUUAUUAAAUUUUAUAUAAAAUAUUAUUGAUUUUGAUAAGAGAUUAUUAAAUAAAAAAUAUUUAACCCAAACUACUCGUACACAUAUUAUGGUAAAUAAAAGAAAAUAAGAUUUUCAAGAAUUUGUAUUUUUUUAUUCUCCCCAAGCAAAAUGUUUCUUAUUUUACCCCACCCACAUUGACUGUUUUUAAUAAUAAUAUAAAACAAAUAAAAUGCUUUGAAAUAAAACAACCUUUUUUAAUGAUGGAACGUUAUAAAUAUAUAAUAUAUUAUAAUAUAUUUUGUUUUUAAUAUAUAUUAUUAAUAUAAUUAUUAUACAUAUUUAAAAACAAGAUUUUUAAAAUGUUUCUCCUCGAUGAAUUCUUUUAUCCGUUUCCCCCAAUCCUCAAAAUCUCCUCCAAUCCCUCACACAAAAACAUGUUGAUUUGUACAAAUAUUUAAUUGUUUUCCCAUUUUUUUAAUUUGUUUUUUAUAUUAAAUUUAAUAAUUAUACAUAUUUAAAUUAAAUUAAAACCCAAGUAAGACCGAACUUGGGUUUUAACGUAUUUUCGCAUAACGGGAAGAGGAAGGAGAAAAAAAUACUUAUUUAUUGAAUCAUUUUUACCUUCCCUCUCUCUCAUAAUUUUAUAUAUUUAUAAAUGAUAGAAUCGACCGUUUUUUCCAAAUAUUUGGAUUUGGCAAAAAAUGAGAUCAAAAUAUUUUUUGAAAAAAGAUUCUUUAAUUUCUCCCUUUUCUCCCUCCCCCUAUGCUUU